Molecule: messenger RNA, 1467 nt
Organism: Sodiomyces alkalinus F11
Lineage: Eukaryota; Fungi; Ascomycota; Sordariomycetes; Glomerellales; Plectosphaerellaceae
Exons: 3
Coding region: 271-1041 (256 amino acids)
Source: RefSeq, a predicted model, not a curated record
GCCUCGUAGAUCAUAAAUCCCAUUUGUAAAGCCAUGACGCCGUUGUUCUGUCUCGCUUUUCCAUCAACAGUUUGAUUCUUUCUUUCCAUUUUUCAUAUUUUUCUGGUUUCUUGUCUCCAUUACCCUGUGACAGGACGAAGCACGGUACGAUUCGCCCUUGUCUCUACUCAAAAGAAACUCCGGCUUCUCGGCCUUGAUCACGAGCUCUCUCACCUUGACUUGCCGGCUUCUCGUCACGUAUAAUCACUUCUCCAACCCGUUUUUGGCAUCAUGACAACCGCCGCUAUCAAGCAUGUUGCCUUCUUCGGCGCAACAGGCGGCUGCACGUUGGCCGCCCUCGACCUUGCUAUCCAGGAUGCUCGUUUGAAAUGUCACGCACUCGUCCGAAAUGAAUCCAAACUCCGCGAGAAGCUCUCGACGCGCAAAGUCCCCGAGGACGCCAUCAAAUCACGACUGAACAUCGUCACGGGAGACGUCAAGGAUGUCGCUGCCGUCCGAAAUGUGCUCUUCCCGUCGGAGCUGAAUGGGAAUCCGGUCGAUGUUAUCAUUAGCGGCAUAGGCGGUGUCCCGCAGUUCACCUGGCGGGGCCCGACGUUGGAAGACCCUCACAUCUGCGAGAACGGCACGAAGACCAUUCUCGAAGGCCUAGCAUCCCUCAAGGGCGUCGCUGACGCGAAAAAACCCCGUUUCUGCGUGAUCAGCACCACAGGCCUCAGCCAAACCCGUGACGUCCCGCAUCUUAUGCGGCCGCUGUACUGGGUUCUCCUUCAGAUCCCCAUGGCGGACAAGACCAAGAUGGAGGCGGCGGUCCUCGAAGACGCGGGACGGUCUGCGGCCGAGCGGCUGACGGCCAGCUCAGUCAUUUGCCGUCCUAGCAUGCUAACCAAUGGUUCGACCACGUCGCUGGAGCAAAUCCGGGUCGGUCUCGGCGACGACAUGCCGGCAGUCGGAUAUACCAUAAGCAGGGAUGACGUUGGGUUGUGGCUCUACCACAACGUGAUCCACGGCGACGUCAAGGGCGUCACUUCCAUCACCUACUAGAAGAAAAAAGUGGGGGUUGUGGCUCAUUCGGCGAUUUCUCACGGAGCUGUGCACGCGGCAAGGCCGGGCGAAGGAGUGCGGUGAUGGGGUUGUAGGUUUCUGAUUGCGGUGAUGGGGAUGGAGAUUUCUGAUUGCGGUUCUUGGAUUUAUUUAUUUUUUCGAUUUUUUUUUUCGAACCCGGAGAAUAGCGCGGCAGGGACACUUGCUCCUGUGGUGUACUGUCGGAUAAUUGGUCUACGGAGUAGUGGAGUAUUGAGCCUAUCUGCAUAAUCGACUGAGGAUGAACGAAUUACCUUGCGAGCCUGACGAAUUGCGAAGAACGUGAGGCAUGGGUGCGUUGCUGUAAUUACAGAGAUAUGCCCUAGCGGGAAGGAGACGGGCAGACCAGGGGCAUAUUAUCGCGGGAUGCAGGUAAUUACAUAUGUA